Rhipicephalus sanguineus (brown dog tick) is the source of this 637-nucleotide messenger RNA. Its product is annotated as acanthoscurrin-1-like. The coding region runs from base 225 to 611 and encodes 128 amino acids. The record is from RefSeq and is a predicted model, not a curated record. The transcript is spliced from 3 exons. NCBI's taxonomy places the organism in Eukaryota, Metazoa, Arthropoda, Arachnida, Ixodida, Ixodidae.
AUGCAUCCUCCACUCACUUUCUUUAAUGGCUGGGGCGUAAAUUGGCAAUCUCAUUGUGUAGUCGCGUCCUUCUCCCUUCGGUCCGCAUCUGUGCAAGAGUAGCCGUUUUGCAAUCCAGCUGGCACGAUGACCUCCUCUUCCGGCGCCGUGUCUCCCUAUAUAAGAGAAGAGCGUGGAGCGGAGAAGUCAGAGCUCGCAGUCCCUGCAGAGGAAAGAUCUCCAGGAUGAGGCUUAUGCUAAGUGCCGUGUUCUGUGGCUGCCUCGUGGCAACCGCGACCGCCGGUUCCCUCGGCGGAUAUGGCGGGGGUGGAUUUGGCGGUGGUGGCUUCGGCGGUGGCGGCUACGGUGGUGGUGGCUACGGUGGCGGCGGCUACGGCGGCGGUGGCUUCGGAGGCGGCGGAGGCAUCGGCAAGAUCAUCAUCAUCAAGACUUCUGGAGGCGGCGGAGGCUACGGCGGCGGUGGAUUCGGAGGUGGAGGAUUUGGCGGCGGUGGCUACGGCGGCGGAGGCUUCGGCGGAGGCGGAAAGUAUGGUGGUGGUGGAUUCGGAGGUGGAGGAUUUGGUGGCGGCGGUUACGGCGGAGGCGGCUAUGGUGGUGGAGGAUGGUGGUGAUCCUCUUACCUACGCAUCAGUUUGGU